Molecule: messenger RNA, 3783 nt
Organism: Colias croceus (clouded yellow)
Lineage: Eukaryota; Metazoa; Arthropoda; Insecta; Lepidoptera; Pieridae
Gene: dmt
Exons: 3
Coding region: 197-2764 (855 amino acids)
Source: RefSeq, a predicted model, not a curated record
AUGUGAAUUAAUGUGAAGUGAAAUCUACAAAUUUAUGUUUAAGUUAUUUAAAAAUAAAGUUAUAUGGGAAGGAAUCAAUAACCGUCUGUUUUUUUGUGUAAUUUAAAGUAUAAACAAUUGCUGAAAGUGUCAGUGAAUUCUCGUGGAAAGAUCGUGUUGACUCCUUGUGGUGAUGUAUAAAAGAUAGUUUGACAUCAUGCCGCCAAAAACUAGAGGAAGCAAAACAACAAAAGUUUUAAAAGAAAAUGUUGGAUUAACAAGCAAAUCGAAAGUAAAAGUUAAAAAUGACGUUAAAAAAGCUCCAAGAAAGGCACUAGCGGAUAAAACAAAUUCUGCAUCCGAUGAUAAUGCGACAUUUUCAACCAAGAAAUCGUCACCAAACACAAAUAAUGACGUCCACCCCCAGGCAAGUAAAGAUGAGAAUCCUAAGCAACGUCGUGUAAGACGAGUUCCCAAUCGGUUUGUUGGAAAUCCUAUAUUAACAAAUUUAAGUAAUAGUAGUAAUGAAUUAUCAAGUACUCAUAUUACAACUCCAACUAAACCAGUUAAGUCAGCACCGACGAAAAAAGUUCCAAUUGUAAAGCUGUCGCCCCUUAAAAACAAAUCCCCUCUAAACAACAGUAUAAUAAAAUCUCGCCCUAAGCGAAUUUGUCGAUUACCAUCAAAAUUAGAAGGUCAUUCAAUAAGUCCUAAUAAAUAUAUACCUCUGCAACCUGUACAUGCUAGCACACCCAUAGCAAAUAAAGUUGUUAAGUCUGUUCCAAGUAAAGCAUCACAUAAUGAUACAAGUAUCAAGAUAUCACCUGUUUCAACUGCUGCAAAAAAAGUGGCUCAGAAAAAUAAGAGCAAAGCAAAACCUGGGGCAGAUACAAAUAAUAAUGGCAAGAAACAAAUGCAGAUUGAUCAAUGUUUUGAAAAGCAGCAGCAAUCUGCCAAGAACAAGAAUAAAUCAAGAAAAAUUGUGAAUGCUAAUUCAUCAUUUAGAGUAUUUGAUGAUAUAAAGAAAUCUCUCAAAAGGGAUUCAAGCAAACUUGAUCCCUAUGAGUUUACAUUUGAUCCAGAUGAGGAACCUCCACCCCAGAAGAAAAAGAAAAAGAGGGUUGCUAAAAAGCCACAGACAAAGCCUAAGGCAGCAGUGAAGGGUGUUUAUGAGAAAAAUUUGGCAAAAGCAUUGGCUUCUUUAAAGAACGCUGUUAAAGUAACUCAAGCUAACGUAGAAGGCCAUGUUAUUAAAGAGUUACCAAAUAUCAAAGAAAAAGAAACUCCAAAAGCUUUGGAAAAUGUCAAUGCUGCACUUGUUAACACCGAAACAUUGCCACAGGGAAACCCGGAAAUAUCUAAAGUUAAUAUAAAUAAAAGUGUUCCCUGUGAAAAUAAUUACAAUUCAGUCAGAGUCGAAGAUAUUGCACAGGAUCUGCAAGAUCUUGAUGAAGGUCAUAAUAUUGACUACUCACCUGUAAAUUCACCAUGUCGAGACAUCCCUCAAAUAGUUGUAAAUGAUGCAAGUCAUCAUGACAUACCAGCUAAUACUAAAGACCCAUUGAAUUUACAAGAAGACCUAAGUUUCUUUGACGAUCAGCCCGUAGCAAGCAGUAGUAUGAAUAUGUCCACAAGGCAUCCAUUGGCUAGUCCAUGGAGAGUUGAAUUUGGUAGCUUACCUAUAAAAUGGCAAGCAAAUACAUAUGUUAAGCCUAACAUGACACCAGCUGUUGAAAGCUCAUUCAUAAAUGCAAGUGACACAAAGAAAAAACAUGUCUAUACCAAUCUCGUACCUGAUUGUAAUGAAUCUUUGCCCCAAAUCAUUGAACAGCCAAGUAUGAAACAGACAAGCAUAAUUUCCUUUAUAAGAGAAGUAGCUGAAAGGAGUGCAAAUAAAAAGAAGAAAAAAUCUACACCAGUCAAGGCAAAUUCAUUGUUUGAAGAUAUAACUCAUGCAUCAGUGAAUAUAACUCCUACAAAGAGUUGUUCUUCGAAAGAGAAUUCUAAAAGUGAUCUAAGCGCUGCAUCCCCUGGGUCAGAGAAUCCAGUUGAAAUGGAUGUUGAUCAAGAGAAUAAUGAAAAUUCAAUCUUGACAACUCCAAAUGAAAAAGACAAAACACCCAAAAAACGUAACACAUUCUUUGGUUUUGAUGAAAGCGAGGAGCAGGAAAAUAUUUCUCCGCUUAAAAAAGAUAAAAGGGUAAAAGCUUUACGACCAAGGGCUCGAGCAGUCCUGCAGGAGAUUAAUGAUAUGAAGGGACCAUCUAGAGCUGCUAUACCACAUGCUGUAAGAUCUGUGCUUAAUUCUGAUAAUUUAAACAAGAACUAUGAAGACCCUAAAUCUGGGACAGAGCCACCAGUGUUCCCAGACAAAGAUGCUGCACAAACUAAUGUAGAAACAGUUAUAAAUCCUGUAAGCACUUUGGAAAAUGAAGAUUCUCAAUCUGUGCAUCUGUUUGAAGAUAUGGAUCUGAUACAUCACUAUCACAAGCCUCCACGCAAAAGUUACGGCAAAGCAAAGAAAGUUACGUUCCGACAGAAUUCUGCCUCCGAUAGUGACGCAGCUCCAAGUGAAAUUGGUGAUAGAGAGUCUUCCAGCGAUGAAGACCAUUUAGAAGACCUGUCGUUCAAAUUACCAGCUGUGAAACGUAAGAGGACUGUUAAGAAAAAGUUGACGAAGAAACAACAGUUGACUAAAAAGGAGGAGAAAGAAGCAGAGACCUGGGCAGCGGGUUUCAAUUCAAUGUGCGAAGACAUCGAGGAGUUUGAUCUGGUUGUGGAAUAGUUUUCUAUUGUAAUGAUGUAACAUAUUAUCUUAGAGAAGUAAGAACAAAUAGAUAUGUCAAUUAAGCAUGACACUAAAUUAUGAUUAAUAUCUACUUACUCAAUAGAAAUAUUUUAAGUUUUAGUUUUGGUUAGGUAAGGAAAAUUAUAAGAUUUUUGAAGUUAUACUAAAUUAUUACAAUUUCAAUAAAUGUUCAAUAAUCACAAUUGUAACUUAUCAUGAUUAGAUUUUUAGUGGGACCACUAUUAAUAUUAUUUUUUUAUUCGAAUUUCAGUAAGUAGGGCAUAAAAAUUAUGUGAAAUUGAUGACAUUAUCAGGUUGACAAUUUUAUACUAAUUAUGUUUUAAAACAUUGAUAAUAAAAAUGAUAUAAUAAUUGCAUGUUUGAAGUCAAAAAAUAUAUUUUAAAAUAUUAAACUGCAAUUUUUGCAUUAUACAUACAACUGAUAGCACUAAUAUAAAUACAAAUUAUGGUUAAUUUUAAUUAUUGUGACUUAAUAUUUAUUUACUGUGACUUAUUUUAUUUCAAAAUUGUGGAUUUCAAUCGCCAUUUACAAUUUGCCAUUUAGCUGUAGAAUUAUUUAUAUUAUGUAGGUUUAAAGUGAUUAAGCAUAUUUUAUUAUAUCAGGACUUUUUGACAAAGUCUUCUGAUUUUAUGAUAAACACAAAUAAAUGACUGUAUUCAACACAUUCCUAUCUAGCAACUUGUACGAUUCCCAGUAUCGAUUUUAAUAGCUUUUGUAUCCAUAAAAAAACGAAAGGAAAAUAAUUACAUUAUUUUAUUUUAUAUAAUAAUUUCUAAACUAUUCUAUCUACAGCUCUAUAGCUAUAUACUGUUCUAGUAACCUAUAACACCUCAACGUGUUAUAAUUUUAUGUAAAUAAUAUAUAGGUAAUAUUUUAUUGAUUCGAAUGAUUUAAUUCUCAUUAAAAAGGACAUUAUUUUGCUUUAAGUUAUAAUAUCUUUUUGUGUAAACGGAAUGCAUAUUUGUCUUAUUUUAAUAAAUUUUAUAGAAAAUAA